This is a messenger RNA of Trichomycterus rosablanca, 2096 nucleotides long. It is a transcript of the gene ikzf4, whose product is annotated as IKAROS family zinc finger 4. Gene Ontology annotation, molecular function: DNA-binding transcription factor activity; RNA polymerase II cis-regulatory region sequence-specific DNA binding. Gene Ontology annotation, biological process: regulation of transcription by RNA polymerase II. Lineage: Eukaryota; Metazoa; Chordata; Actinopteri; Siluriformes; Trichomycteridae. The transcript is spliced from 8 exons. The record is from RefSeq and is a predicted model, not a curated record. The coding region runs from base 93 to 1769 and encodes 558 amino acids.
CCGGAGAUGCUGCCUUCGCUUGACAAAACAAACAGUGCUGCUGUUUUAUAAAUAAACCAACCAGAGUGCAAAACGGGGCAGCUGGUGUAAGAAUGAAUGCUGACGACUGCAAUGGCCGUUCUUACAUGUCAGGCAGUGGAGAUUCUUCAACAGAGCGGGAGUUUUUUGCAGGGUUGAGGGGACCUACAGUGAGCACUCCUAACAGUCAGCACUCCUCUCCCAGUCGCUCCGUCAGUGCAAAUUCCAUCAAGGUGGAGCUGUACAGUGAUGAAGAAGCAGGCAGCGCACCGAUCGCGGAGAGAAGAGGAGAGAUGGAUGAGGGAUGGAAGGAGGAUAAGGGGGAGAUCAUGGAGGAUGUAGGAGAUGUUGGUGGAGGAGCACAUGGUCACGGAGGGACUGGAUCACCUGGGCCCAUACGACUACCCAAUGGAAAACUAAAGUGUGACAUAUGCGGAAUGAUCUGUAUUGGCCCUAACGUUCUCAUGGUACACAAACGUAGCCAUACAGGUGAGCGCCCGUUCCAGUGUAACCAGUGCGGAGCAUCCUUCACUCAGAAGGGCAACCUGCUGCGUCACAUAAAGCUCCACUCCGGUGAAAAGCCCUUCAAAUGUCCGUUUUGUAAUUAUGCCUGCCGCCGCCGUGAUGCACUCACUGGACACCUCCGCACACAUGCCGUAAACCAAGAGUGCUUGUUUAUUUCAGUCUCGUCUCCGACUGUGGGAAAGCCCUAUAAGUGUAGUUACUGUGGGCGUAGCUACAAGCAGCAGAGCACACUGGAGGAGCAUCGCGAGCGCUGCCACAGCUACCUGCAGAGUCUGGACCAUCAGCCCGCUCACAGCACCCAGUCUGCACAGGGUGAGGAAUCCCGAAGCAUGGAUGUGAUGGUCGACCCUCUGAUCCAGGCUUCCUCAGAAAAGCUGACCUUCAUCGAACGGGUGGCAAACAGCAUCACUAAGCGGAAGCGCUCCACACCUCAAAAGUUUUUGGGUGAAAAGCACAUGCGGCUGAACAUCUCUGAUGCACCUUAUGAGCUCAACUCCAGUCCCGAGAAAGAGCGGGACGUAUUGGGCUCCCACGCUGGAGGCGACCCUGCUGCUUUAUCUGGCAUGGGAAGUCGAUACAUCCGCACUGGCCGAGGAAGCGGUGAAGAGGUGGACUCCCCACACGCCCUACGCUUGCCCCCAGCUCACGCGCCCUGCAUGUCCGAGUUUACUCCCGUCAUCAGCUCUGUCUACGGCCAUAUCACACCCUUGGGUCAGCGGCUAAACUGUGCAGGGGGCAUCAACAUGGCACUACCGGGGCGAGAAGCCGGCGAGGGCCACGAAGACGUGCCCUUAGGACGCAGCCGUGCUGCCUCUCCCAGCAACGGCUGCCAGGACUCGACGGAUAACGAGAGCACGACAGAGGAGCAGGGCAUCGCCCCGAGCUCCAUCAACCACAGGGGACGCGAGCGCAACAGUCCCAGUCAUGCCAAAGAUACAGACGUGGAGGGAGACCGCGAGAGAGGAGGGGCGCUAGCUAAGGGGAGCCCUCGAUCCUCACCCUCAUCCGGUUUGGCCGUGCAGCUGGUGGACGCUGAAGGGCGGCCGGUGCGCUCGUUUCGCUGCGAGCACUGUCGCAUUUUCUUCCUGGACCACGUCAUGUUCACCAUCCACAUGGGCUGCCACGGCUUCCGGCAGCCCUUCGAAUGCAACAUCUGCGGCCACCGCAGCCAGGACCGCUACGAGUUUUCCUCGCACAUCGUCCGAGGGGAGCACCAAGUGGGCUAAACCACCUCGAUGAUGCGGGGAAGGGGGGGUGCGCAGGUGGGACGGGUAUUUAGAAGUGAGGAAGUCGAAGAGAGACAAAUGCUGCUUUUAGAUGAUACAGAGUCCAGUUUGGUCUGCACCAGAUCAGGAGAGGGACAUGACGUUUUAGCCGUUAGUCUUUUGCCUAGUGCACAAUACACAAUUUUAAGCUUUACUUUACAGGCGCUGAACAUUUAUCAGAGGUGCCAGAGCCUUGCCUAGAUACUAGUACUGAUUAAAUAAAUCCCCAGACCUUUGGGAAACCUAUUUUUGUUUUAUAUAUAUAUAUUAAUAAACAAUAAACUUGCA